AAAUUCAUGUUUUUCAUGAUACUGACCUUAAUACCAUUUGGGAUCAAAUCGAAGAUUGGCAAAAUGAUCAAAUAAUGAAUAAGCUUUUUAAUUAUCAUCUAAGAAAAAAUAUUAAUGCGUCUAUAAAUUGGAAAAAUCUUUUUAUUAACUGGCAAAAUCAAGAAAGUAAUCUUAUCGAAUUAACAACAAAACUAAAAGAAAUACACCCACCAAACUAUACUGUUAAAGAUCGUGAAUUGUGUACAUGGAGAGCCUUAUUACAAUAUAUAGGCUAUACUAAUAUAAUACCUUUUGGAAAAGACUCUACGGUUUCAAAUUAUUUAAUUAUUGAAGCACGUCAAUAUGCUCGCAUUAAUAGUCCAGGAGCAAAUGUGGUAAUGAGCUCUUAUAAAACAGAUAGUGCUACUGGAUUAUCUAUAUAUUAUUUAAAAAAUAAUAAAGAGGCUUUAUGGGAACGAUUUUACGAAGAAUACCUAAUGGUGUUAAAAAAACAACAUUUUAUAAGUAUUUACGAGCUUGAUAAAAAAGGUGCUGUAAUUGUCAUUGACUACAAAAUGAAAAUUCUACUAAAAAGUGUACGUGAAACAAAACAAAACUUCUUCAGAAAAAAAGGAUGGUUAUUACAUUUAGUAUUGAUAUAUACUCGCUUUCCUAAUAAUAACAAUUUACAAGCUCGCGCUUUUGAUUAUUGGUCAACAAAUUCACGUCAAGACGCUUGGUUCACAGCUUCCUCAUUUCAUGCUGCAAUAAAUGAACUUAAUCCUCAGCCAGAAUGGGUUUCUUUUUUAUCUGAUAAUAGGCCCCAUUAUUAUAAUGCAGAUCUAAUGAUAAUUAUAAAACGAUGGAAAGAAUAUCGUCACGUUCAUUUAAGAUUUAAUAUUACACAGAGAUCAGAUAUUGAAUUGGUGAUUGAAAGAAUCCGUAAAACAUCAGUAGCUCACCUAGAGCCAGAACAUACUAAAGAUAAUAAAAUUUCAGAUAAAAAACAGAUUAAUACUUUACCAGUGAAUAGAACAAUUUUUUACUGCAAAAUUAGAAAAAUUGAAAAAAAAGAAAUAGAAAAACCAGAUCCCCAAGUUUUUCAAUAUACAACCCCUAAAUCUCCAUGGUUUGUUCCACUAUCCAAUAAAUCAGGAGUUACUUCUCAUAACUUGACGGUCGAUCAACUACAAAAACCAAGUGAAGAAAGAAAGUAA
Messenger RNA from Racocetra persica, 1196 nucleotides. The record is from the annotation of a GenBank genome assembly. Lineage: Eukaryota; Fungi; Glomeromycota; Glomeromycetes; Diversisporales; Gigasporaceae.